UCACAUUUUUUCACAUACCUCGCCACCUCCAUCUAAUCAUCUCCUUCGCGUCUUCCCCCCUUUUUCUCUCUCCUAGGGUUUCUAUCUCUCCUCAUCAACGUCAAACGACAAUGAUGCAACCAGGACAACAACAAGGCAUGGUAGCUCCACCAGCUCCGUCAAUGGCGGCGGCGCAACCUUCCGCCGAUCAGCACUAUCAACAACAACAACACUAUCAGCAGCAGGUGCAGCUGGAGCAGCAGCGACAACAACAGCUUUGGUUGGCGCAGCAGCAGCAACAGCAGCAGCAGGCCGCACAACCUCCUCAACAGCAAUAUCACCAACAGGGGCAACAGGCACCUGCUACCGCCGAGGAAGUUCGUACGCUUUGGAUUGGAGAUCUGCAGUAUUGGAUGGACGAGAAUUAUAUUCGCAAUUGUUUUGCCCCUACCGGCGAGCUUUCCAAUGUCAAAAUCAUUCGUAAUAAACAAACCAUGCAGUCAGAGUGUUAUGGAUUUCUUGAGUUUACUACUCAUGCUGCUGCUGAGAGAAUUCUGCAGACUCUGAAUAAUACUUUGAUGCCAAAUGUUGAGCAAAACUACAGACUGAAUUGGGCCUUCUAUGGAACUGGUGAGAAAAGGGGAGAGGAUGCUUCUGAUUAUACAAUUUUUGUUGGAGAUUUAGCUGCAGAUGUUACUGAUUACACAUUGCAAGAGACUUUUAGAGUUCGCUAUCCAUCGGUUAAAGGUGCUAAGGUUGUGAUAGAUAGGCAAACUGGUAGAGCUAAGGGUUAUGGAUUUGUUCGUUUCAGCGAUGAAAGUGAACAAGUACGUGCCAUGUCAGAGAUGAAUGGAAUGAUGUGUUCAGGCCGUGCAAUGCGUAUUGGAGCUGCUGCAAACAAGAAAAGUGUUGGCGGAACAGCUUCAUACCCGAAUACUCCGGGAACUCAGAAUGACAGUGAUCCAAGUAACACAACUAUUUUUGUUGGCAAUUUGGAUUCUAAUGUCUCUGAUGAACAUUUGAGACAAACAUUCAGCCCUUAUGGGGAAUUGGUCCAUGUAAAAAUACCUAUGGGCAAGCAAUGUGGGUUUGUUCAAUUUACUAACAGAGGUAGCGCUGAGGAGGCAUUGAAAGCAUUGAACGGAGCACAGAUUGGUGGACGUAGUGUUAGACUUUCAUGGGGCCGUAGUCCUUCAAACAGACCGUCUCAACCUGAACAGAACCAGUGGAGUAAUCCUGCUUAUUAUGGAUAUCAACAAGGGUAUGACGCCUCGUACGGAUAUGUGUCUGCCCCUCAAGAUCCUAACAUGUACUAUGGUGGUUACCCGGGUUAUGGUGGGUACGCAAUGCCUCAGCAAGCCCAGAUGCCCCUGCAACAGCAACAGUAGUGAUUGAGCAGCGCUAAGCGGGAUAAGUCGAUUGCUCGCCGAGGUGGCCGUGCAUCAUUUUCACUUGGAAGCUGUGACCUUUUUUGGGGUUGUUGUUGUCCUCGUAGAAACGGUUGAAUCAAUGUAGUAUACUUUGUUACUAUGCUGGUCGAUUUUUAUUUUUCUUUUUUUGGAUUUUGGUCAAAGCUGCUUGUAUUAUGUAGCUUGCUUUUGGUACGGCUAAUGUUAUGAUAUGUUAUGUUGUUGAGAAGCCGUAAAAACAUGGAAUUUAUAUGUUCUUGUGGUGGUGAGUUUUUAAUGAUAUCAUGUUAUAUGCUAUCUUCAAAUUA
This is a messenger RNA of Spinacia oleracea (spinach), 1696 nucleotides long. RefSeq names its product polyadenylate-binding protein RBP45. Bases 111 to 1367 code for a protein of 418 amino acids. Lineage: Eukaryota; Viridiplantae; Streptophyta; Magnoliopsida; Caryophyllales; Amaranthaceae. Gene Ontology annotation, cellular component: cytosol. The record is from RefSeq and is a predicted model, not a curated record. The transcript has 7 exons. Gene Ontology annotation, molecular function: mRNA binding.